GUCAGGGUAACAUAGGACACCAGUAUGGGCUGUGGUGCGUCUACUCCCGCCCAGCAGAGCCAGCUUGUCCCCGGGAUGGUUCAGUACCCGGUACCGUACCCGUCUCCGUAUUACCAGGUGCCCGGUUCCACCAAUGGACAACAAGCCGCACCAACAGAAGUUCUCGAUAACGAUCGGUGGACAAAGGUGAACAGGAAGAAGCGAGUCAUAGAAGGACCGGAAUGGAUGCCGAGCGUUCCUGAUGACGUCACCAAAGAGUGGGAGACCACGUGCAGAAUGUGUAGUAUUCACAACAAUGAAGAGGUGUGGCCGUUAUCCCAGGAGACGGAGGAGGGAAUGCUGACGUACCCCGUCCUCGGGACUAGCGGGAGGACUGGUCACGUCAUCCACAAACCCUCACUGUUCUGGGAAAAAGAAAACUUCAAAGAACUGGACGGCCACGCCAGAAAGGCUCCACGAUCACUCAAUGGAGACUUCCACCUCCUGGUCAGCCAUCUCCUGCAGCCUACACGCACGGAGCUGGACAAGGUGAGAAUUCUCUUCAGCUGGAUCGCAGCACAGAACGUCCAUAACAUGAAAUUCCCCCAGCCGCCACCAGAGGGCUCUCCUGACUGGUUUCUGGAGAAGAUCAAGCAGAGACGGACAGACGCAUAUCGUUACCUCUUCAGCUAUCUCUGCAGGUAUGCUGGACUGCAGUGUGAGUUCGUGAAGGGCCACUGCAAGGGUGCACGCUGUUUCCCAGGUACGAAGUACGUCGGAGAACCCCCGUCGACCACGUGGACCGGCGUGUGCGUCAACGGUCGGUGGGGCAUCGUGGACACCCACUGGGGAUCCUACUCUGUCAUCGACGACGACGAUGACAAAGCGUUGGAAGACCUCCAGUCCCAAAUAUCCAUGGAUGAGUUCUACUUCUUCCCUAACCCUCUCCACUAUCUCAGCUCUCACUGCCCCGAACAUCCUAAUUGGCAGCUCAUCGAAAAUCCUGUACCCUUGCAGAUUUUCGAGUCUCACGUUAAAUGUACUUCUGCGUUUUUCGCUCUUCGCUUGUUUUUGCUCAGUCACCACAAUGGUCUUGUACACACGGAGAACGGAGAGGUAGACAUUUAUAUCGGUCUCCCUUCCCAUGCCACCACAAACAAGCAUCUGGAAUUCACCUACAAUCUCAAGACAAAGGAAGAGCAGUCCAGAUGGAGAGGGAUCAAGCUCGACAGGUUCGUGUCUCAGCAGAGGAUGAAAGGUGCAGUAGUCUUCACUCUUCGUCCCCCCGAGAAGGGCAAGUUUCUCUUCGAGCCUUACGUGGGCCUCGGCGGCUCCAAGGAUUCCUUCCGUAUAUGCGAAUACAUCGUCGUCUGCGACCAAGCUAAAGACAUCACUGACAACGCUCCUCUGCCAGACUACAAGGGGUCGUGGGGCCCAGGCAAGGAGGUGGUGUCUAAAGGCCUGACGCCGGUCACCCAUCCCUCCCCCUAUGUCCAGUGUGAGGACGGAAAGGCAGAAGUGGAGUUCAAGAUGGAACAGGACGUCAAGCUGACCGCCAAACUCUUCGAGGAAACGCUGAACGACCGUCACCUUCAGCGUUUCGUGGCCCACGAGGUUAUCGAUGAUGUAGUUAAGUUCCACGUUGUUGCACCAAAGGACGGAAAUCACGGGCUAGCAAUAUAUGCUAGAGAAGACGGGGAAGAUACUUUUCUGUGUAAUUACAUCACGCAGAGCUCGUCCGACCAAACUCAGAGCGGGGUCCCUUUUCCGACAGUUACCGAUGGUUUGUACGGGGCAGUCGUCCCUGCUUUCUCCGAGCUGGGGCUGUGUAGCAAGUCCAGCAGAAGCGCUUUCAUAGAGUGUGACACAGGGGAACUUGACCUUAGACUUGGCGCUGAUCGUGUCCUGGUUUACGACCACGACCUCUUCUGGGAAACCCUUGAAGAGAAGGUCAACCUUCAUGGGAAUGUGUUCAAGCAGAUACUCGAUGGAGAAGUGCAAUUCUGGCUCCGGCUUCCCAAAUUAGGGAAAUAUAGGCUGGCUAUCUACGCAAAGGAGCCUGGUCAACAGGGUGACAUGACAAACGUCAUCAACUACUGCAUCAACUGUACAGGGACCAGAGAAGGCCUCGGGCCUUUCCCGGUCGUUAAUGGGAAGCAAUGGGGAAGAAAACUCCCAACUUUAACCGAUCUAGCUCUCACGCCCGUCAGCCAUCCUACUGCCUACAUACAAGCAUCGGGAACUCUUGAGAUAGAGUUCGACUCCACUGAGCGGCUGGACUACACGAACCACCUCAAGCUGUGGAAGAUGGGCCAGCAGCAAAGAGACGUCGGAGACUUCGCUUGUCAUAAGAUACUGAACGACGGGAAGACAAUGGUACUUGUUGCGAAGUUUCCGGAGGCUGGGGAGUACAGCCUUGAACUGUACGUUAGAGACGCCGACGGUAAGGAUCAGAAUGUGAUGAACUACUUGAUCAACUGUGAGCAGUCUGCAGAUCCGUGCCAACCCUUCCCUGAAGUCAUGGCACUUUUUGCCCAAGUCCCCGGUGCUAAUGGCAGUCACCAGAGGGCAAUCAGUUAUCUCAUUCACGGCACUGACGCUGACGCUGCUGGGGACAGCGGCACGGAGCACACAGGAUUCCCUCAGUUCAUGGGCUGUUGGGGCACAGGGUGCCGUAUUAUGGAACCCAACACAAGGACCUUACCGGGUGGAGACAGUCAACGCUUCAAGCUCAGGGUUCCCGGCGCUGCAGGGGUCGCCGUGAUCCUGCCCAUCAAGAAGUGGUGUCAUCUCCAGCAGGAAGAGGAGGACGGUACAUGGGAGGGAGACGUCGUGGUGCCGCUAGGAGACUACACGGGGAGCGAAAUCAAGGUGGUCGCCAAGAUGAAGGACGGAGGGGACUCUUACCUGCCUCUGUUGCAAUAUAUCGUCGGAGAAGACUCCCAGGAAGCAGUCUCAGCCGAGGAAGAAGCACCCGAUCUGCUCCCGGCCCUCGCAGCACUUGGACUGUCGACGGGAAGCCACCCGAACACAUCCAUCCAAACCAACACUGGACAAGUGGACAUCAGACUGGGGAUGGAGAGGCGCCUUCAGGUAUCUCACCAUCUCACUUCGGAAGAAGAUGGCGAGACGAUCGACAUGAGUAAGUACGUGUUUCAGGAGAUGAGGGAUGGCGAGCUGCGCUUCUGGCUCCGGCUCCCGACUGCGGGGAAGUACACCCUCUCCGUCAAUGCAGCGGAGAUACAGUCACAGGACGAUAAGUCGGAUUUGAAGGACGAAAAUGAAGGGAAUGGCCCUCAAAACGUCAUCAACUACAGCAUAGACUGCACGGAAACAAAGAAAGGUGUGAAGCCUUUCCCUUCAGUCGAGGGCGGACAGUGGGGCUUGGUGCAUCCACAGUCUCCUUCCUUGGGUGUCAUGGCAAAGAACCACCCUAGUGCGUACAUAGAAGCUUCAGGAGAACACGAGAUCGUGCUAGACUCCCCACCUCAGCUGCAGUACACACACCGCCUUCAGCUGGCACACAGGGGGAGUAAGAUCGAGCUAGAUGACUACCUCUGCCACAGAGUGCUUGAUGUAGGAAAUAAGACAGUGGUGGUGUUGCGCUUCCCGAAGAGAGGGGAAUACAUACUGGAGGUUAGAGCAAAAGGAGAAGACUCAGAUGACCAUGUACCUGUAGCAAAUUUCCUCAUUCAUUGCAUUCAAGCAACCGUACCUUUCGAGCCUUUCCCGGCGGUUGCAAACAGACGCUGGGGACCGGUGUAUCCUGCCUUCACCGACCACGCCCUCCGCCCGCAAAGUCACGAAGACCCAUUCAUCAAAGCAGAGGAUGGCAACCUGAAGAUUGCCUUCGACAAGAGUGAGUUCUCUACGAUCUACUCCUCUCUAGUCCGCUGCUCUGACGAUGGUCACGAGGUAGAUGAGUCAUCCUACUCCUUUGUGCAAGACACGAGCGAUGAAGGGGAAACGUUUGCCGUGGACCUGCGCCUUAACGACACGGGCUACUACAAACUCACGCUAUUCACAAAGGACACUGAAGGGGACAACCACGAGGAGGUGCUGACAAACUACUUGAUAUUGUGCAAACACGGCCUGGAAGAAAGUGCACCAUUCCCAGAGCGGCCUAGUGGUUGGCAGCAAGGCUAUCAGCUACAAGAGCCGCUGGUUAGGGAUCUGAAGGCGAAGGAAACAGUAACAUUCAGGGGAAGGUUUCCGGGCGCUGCGGAAGUGGCUGUCAUGUUGCCUACGUCACAGUGGAUACAGCUGAAGAAGGGAGAGGACGGGACCUGGGAAGGCGCCGUGACCAUGCCGGGGAAUAAGUACAGCGGCGACGCGGUGACACUGAACGUACUUCCCGAUGACGAAGAAGGGGACUAUACGGAGAUCCUCCGGUACACCCUGCAGGCAGGGGCGGACGGUGCUGACGACGAGAGUCAUAACCUUGGCGAUGAUGUUGAAGAGGAGGAAGAUAUAGGACAAGAGGAAGAAUACCAAACGAUAAUCAGAGAAAACCGGAAAACGUUCGAAGACAACAUGGACCCAGUCAAGGUCAUCCCAAAGUUCGAAGAGGAGAAGUUCAUAGACGAAGAGGAAGCUCAGGAGAUGACUCUACAGGUGCCGACUAACGCCAACGAAGUGAACAAGGCCCUUUUGAACGUGAGUCCGCACAUCCCUAUUCAUGUGUUGCCCAGAACAUUAAAUUAGACAUUCUAUCUACAC
Molecule: messenger RNA, 4698 nt
Organism: Branchiostoma floridae (Florida lancelet)
Lineage: Eukaryota; Metazoa; Chordata; Leptocardii; Amphioxiformes; Branchiostomatidae
Exons: 8
Coding region: 25-4683 (1552 amino acids)
Source: RefSeq, a predicted model, not a curated record